Saxophila tyrrhenica is the source of this 795-nucleotide messenger RNA. RefSeq lists its product as uncharacterized. Lineage: Eukaryota; Fungi; Ascomycota; Dothideomycetes; Mycosphaerellales; Extremaceae. The coding region runs from base 1 to 795 and encodes 264 amino acids. Gene Ontology annotation, molecular function: metallopeptidase activity. The record is from RefSeq and is a predicted model, not a curated record. The transcript has 4 exons.
AUGGCCAAUGCCGCGCUGGGGUACAUGAACAACGCCGAGUCCAACAUGCAAAGCAGUGAUCCGGUGGCCCAUUGGAACUGGUAUAGAGUUGCAACCCUCUUCGAUGCCAUUUUUGGAGCGCAAGAUGCCGCUGCGAACACCCGGUGGGAUACCGUCAAGUCCAACUUGCAAGCGCUUGCCAACCUGGCCAACAACCAGCCGGACAUGUACGUCUUGUGCGACGACUCGCAGUUUUGGAGCGUCUCUCCCAGUCAAGGCCAGCCGACCGUCUUCCGAAACCCUGUUGACAACCAAGCCUACAAUUACCCGAACGGUGUGAUGACUUGCGCUGAUUCAUCUCCGGAGGGGCUGUACCAGAUAGCGUAUCAGAUCAACAUCGGUGGCACCCAGUUCAUCUCCAUCUGCUCGCGACAGAACAGCUACAACUCCAAUUUGUCGCCUGGAUAUUCGGAAGGCACGACGCUGGAUAGCCUGGGUACCUGGAGCACAACAUUCCUUCAUGAGAUCAUGCAUGCGCUGCCGCUGAACCAGGUCGGUGACUCGACUGGUGGGACCGCGGCAGGAGGUGAACGGUAUGGCUGGAGUGGUGCUGUGAGCAUCCGGCAAGACUAUGGAGAGCGGAAUCCCGAUUCCUACAGGCUCUUUGCAAUGGCCCUUUCCAUGGAGGAGUGGUUAUGGCACAGCGGACAAGCUGUGAGCUUCAAUGCCGAAUAUGACAGGCUCGACAAAGAUGCCAACGAUGCCACAAUCACCAACCUAAACCUACCAUCCCCGGCUCCCGGACCAUGGCAGUAA